Messenger RNA from Fopius arisanus, 3816 nucleotides. RefSeq names its product probable ATP-dependent RNA helicase DHX34. NCBI's taxonomy places the organism in Eukaryota, Metazoa, Arthropoda, Insecta, Hymenoptera, Braconidae. The coding region runs from base 244 to 3717 and encodes 1157 amino acids. The record is from RefSeq and is a predicted model, not a curated record. The transcript has a single exon. Gene Ontology annotation, molecular function: ATP binding; RNA binding; helicase activity. Gene Ontology annotation, biological process: nuclear-transcribed mRNA catabolic process, nonsense-mediated decay. Gene Ontology annotation, cellular component: intracellular anatomical structure.
UCACAUGAUAUUACUGAACCCCGAAAAUCUCCACUUGUUUAUAAACCUGGUUUUUAUUAUUUGUUUACCAUCGGAAGAAACAAUCAUUGUAAAAAAAUAUUUGACACCUGUAAUUUCACAGAUUUAUCAAUUCGUGAAUUGAUUCAGUGCCAAAAGUGAAGGAAAUCCUUGCGAAAAUAGAAUAAACGUUAAUGAAAUGGAAUGUUUUGAGGUUAAGAGUGGAAUGUCUGACGUUUUAAAACGAUGAAUUCACCAAGAAAAUCGAGAAAUCACCGAGAAAAUGAGAGAAAAGGGAGAAAUUCCGAUGAUUGUGGGUCUUCAAGUGAUUUAGGAUUGAAGAAUCACAGGUCAUCGGAGAGAUCUGAUGAUUUGACAUUUACCAGAUUCAGGUACGAGUUGAAUAAAAUAUUCUCAGCAAAUCCAAAUUUAGUGCAAGACCCAGAGGACUUCUGGGGAUUUGUAAAAAAAUAUGAGGCUCUCCAGAAUAAGUUGGGGAAAAAUCAGAAAGAUGGAAAGUCUGAUGAAAAGAUAUCCAGGGAUGUUCCCGAGAAUUUCCAGAAAAAUCUUUGCAUCAAUCUGAAGCUAAAUUUGAAAUUUGAAGAGAUAUUCGCGCGAGUUCCACAUACGAGUGAUUUAAAUACCUCCAAGCUACUUAAAUUCAAGGAGAUUUUGGUGCUGUACCUGGACUUCAAGCAGAAAGAGAAAUUUGGAAAGUUGAAGAAGUUGAGAGAGAGCCAGAGGAAUUUGCCAGUAGCAAAGUACAGAGAGGAAAUAAUCGAAGCUGUUAAACAAGAGAGAGUUGUAAUAAUUGCUGGUGACACUGGCUGUGGAAAAUCAACACAAGUACCUCAAUAUUUGUACACCUCUGGAUUCACGAAGAUAGCAUGUACCCAGCCGAGGAGGAUCGCCUGCAUUUCGCUGUCGAAACGCGUUGCCUUCGAGACUCUCACGGAGAACUUCCCAGUGGUGGGAUAUCAAAUUCGUUUCGAGAAGCAACGAAAUCAAAAUACGAAAAUAACAUUCAUAACUGAGGGACUUCUACUGCGCCAGGUCUCAUCCGAGACCGGUCUCUCUCAGUACGACGUUGUCGUCCUAGAUGAGGUACACGAGCGUCACCUCUACGGCGACUUCCUCCUGGGAAUAAUGAAGUGCUUGAUCUACCAGAGACCAGAUCUCAAGAUCGUCCUCAUGUCUGCCACUAUAAAUAUCCAACUCUUCAGCUCUUACUUCGCAAAAGAAGAGGUCCGAAUAAUUCAAGUGCCAGGUCGUCUCUACCCGAUUAAACUCCUCUACCGUCCGAUAACAAUUGAUGACUUCAAGUACAAAAAUGAUAGAUUCAAUCCUUCUCCCUACGUCCAGAUUCUCCAAUUAAUCGACACGAAUUAUCCCUCAGAUGAGAAAGGGGAUUUACUUAUUUUUCUCAGUGGAAUGAGUGAGAUAACAGCUGUAGUAGAUUCAGCAAAGGAGUACGCUCAGAAGAAAAAUAACUGGAUAAUUCUGGCCCUGCACUCUACCCUCUCGAUCGCAGAGCAGGAUAAAGUCUUUGAUUAUCCCCCCGAGGGGGUGAGGAAGUGCAUAGUGUCGACUAAUAUAGCUGAGACUUCCAUCACGAUCGAUGGAAUUCGAUUUGUCGCUGAUUCAGGAAAGGUUAAAGAGAUGAGUUACGAUCCAAACUGCAAAAUUCAACGUCUGAAGGAAUUUUGGAUCUCAAAGGCGAGCGCUGAGCAGCGUAAAGGUCGAGCAGGUCGAACAGGUCCAGGUGUUUGCUAUCGGGUUUACUCUCAAGAGGACUACACGUCCCUCGAAAAAUACUCAACACCAGAAAUUCAACGAGUCCCACUGGAUUCCCUUCUCCUCCAGAUGAUGGCAAUGGGUCUUCCGGAUCCCCGAAAAUUUCCCUUCAUCGAGCCACCACCUCCCCAGAGUCUUGAAAAUGCUAUUCUCUCUCUCAAAGAGCACGGAGCAAUCACAGAUAACGAAAAACUCACCUGCAUCGGUAGAACCUUAUCGAGACUACCCGUCGACAUCACAAUAGGCAAAAUGUUGAUAAUGGGAUCGAUCUUCCAUCAAGUGGAGCCAGUGCUGUCUCUAGCUGCAGCCCUCAGCAUUCAAAAUCCAUUCACUAAUCGAGCGUUUAAGGACUCGGAUUGUGAAACCUCACGAAAAAAAUUGGAAUCCGAUCAUGGAGAUCCUAUUACUUUACUCAAUGCCUACAGAGAGUGGCUAGAAGUCAAGCACGAGAAUAAUCACGAGGGUCGAAACACCAGUGGUAACAGCAGAAAAUGGUGCAGACGUCGAGGCCUUGAGGAGCAGCGUUUCUACGAGAUGACAAAAUUGAGAAAUCAAUUCAAAGAUCUUCUCAAAGACUGCAAACUCAUGAGGAAUCAUAAUCAACAAUCAAACUCAUCGCUGUCGAGCGCCGAUAGAGCCCUGAGACAUGGAGAACUCAGACUCCUGAAGUCAUUGAAAAGAACGUACAAGGAAACGUCGAAUAGCAGGAGGAGAAAGCAGUUGAAAGUUGAUGAAUUCGAUCUACAAUUGAAUAAUGAUGAUGACAAUGAUGACAUCGAUAUUAAAGACGUGGAGUUUAGAAUGAGAAAUGAUGCCUCUCAGGUUCAGAAUUUAGUCAACGCCAGUACUGCAUGCUCUUACAAAGAUCUGACAAUGUUGAAAUUAAUUCUUUGCAGUGGAUUAUAUCCACAAUUUUCUAUUGCUGAUGAGUUCAAUUACUGCAAAUCCAUGAGUGAACAGCUCUUUCAUACUAGAUCAAAACCCUACGUAGCACUUCAUCCAAUGAGUUAUUUCGGUAAUCACCCACAAAUUCUUCAGCUGGAGGAGCCUGAUAUCAUUGAUAUUCCAGGAUUCAAAUCGAAGACUCCAGUGAGUCCUAAACAUCAGGUACUAGUUUAUUUAUCGCUUCUUGAAACAACAAAACCGUAUUUAGUUAAUACAUUGAGAAUGCCAGCUGCUCAAACUCUUUUAUUAUUCUCUCAUGACAUCGACACGAAUUCCGUUAUGUCUGUUAUCAUUUGUGAUAACUGGUUGAGACUGGAGUUUCCGUUAAUCGAUAGUGGAAUGAAUCUGCUGAUCAGGGCGAUGAGAAUUCGAGAGCGGUGGGAUCUGCUGCUGAAGAAACAGCUGAUGGAUAAAAGUGAAGAGGUGGAUGAGGAGGAGGAAUCGAAGAGAUUAGAUGAGAUGGAGUACGAGUUGAGCAGAGAUUUAAUUGAUUUCAUGCACACGAGCGUUCCUUACACCAUUAAGAGACUUCUGCCUGCAGAUUUGAGUCAAAUUUACGUUGGACCUGAAGAAAAUUAUAAUUCUCUCGGGGAAAGUAAUCCCUUUCACAAUUUCACUUGCGUUUCAAAUACCAUUAAGGGUGGAAUUAGAGUCAGUGAUUACGUCACUUACAACUGCUUAUUGGAAAAUGAUUGGAGUGACAAAAUGAUAGCAGAGAUGAUGGAAAAUUCUUGGGAAUGUCCUGAUUGUGAUUUCAAGGGGACUCUGCAGACUAUCGAAAAAUUACAGCAUCAGGGAAUGUGCAGUAAGAUAAGGAAAAAAAAUGUUUUAAGAAAUCAAGAAGGUGGGAGUCAAUCUAAGGCUGUGAGGAAAAGUAAUUGUAAAGAGUAUGAGUGUGAGGAGUGCAAAGAGAUUAUGUGGCUGACACCCAUCGAAAUAUUGAGACACAAGAAAAAACACUGUAAAGAGAAUGUUAAUUGAAUUGUUUAAUGGGACAAUUCUUAUUUAUGUAUUUCGCACAAUUUAUGCUAUAAAAUAUGUAAAAUAUUUGUAUAUAGAUUUUAUGUAUUAUUUAUAAAU